AUGGAGAUCAUACAAAACUCAACAAAUGUUGGACGUGCCAAUGUGUAUGCCCCACCAGUUUCGGUCCCUUGUACUGUCUUCUGGGACUAUUUGAUCACCUUGGGAGAGCACAUUCAAGGGCCAUGGUUGAUGCUUAAGGACUUCAAUGAUAUUAUUCUUUCCUCAGAGGUAUCUGGGGGCCUAUUUUAUCCCUCUCGAGCCUUUGCUUUAGCAAAUUUCUUCAACGAGUGUGGACUUCUAGACCUGGGUACGGUGAGAGGUAGGUUUACAUGGCGCAAAAAUAUCCAAAACGGAGGCCACAUGAGAAAAAAGUUGGAUAGAUGCAUGGUGAACUCAGGAUGGAGACUUUUCUUCCCUCACGGUCUUGCUGAAGUUCUGAACCCGUAUGGUUCAGACCACAACCCCAUCUUGGUCCACUGUUUUAAAUCACCAUCCAUCAAGAAUAAUUCCUUCCAUUUUCAAGCUGCUUGGACUCUUCAUCCAGACUUUAGGAAUCUUGUCUCUCAAACUUGGGAUUCUACUCAGGGGGAUGCUAUCAUGAAGCUGGAUGGAGUGCAACUUUUUUGCAGCUCCAACCCAAUCCAACCUGGUCUAACCAGAUUGGGUUAA
Glycine soja is the source of this 609-nucleotide messenger RNA. RefSeq lists its product as uncharacterized. NCBI's taxonomy places the organism in Eukaryota, Viridiplantae, Streptophyta, Magnoliopsida, Fabales, Fabaceae. Bases 1 to 609 code for a protein of 202 amino acids. The record is from RefSeq and is a predicted model, not a curated record. The transcript has 2 exons.